Molecule: messenger RNA, 283 nt
Organism: Dentiscutata erythropus
Lineage: Eukaryota; Fungi; Glomeromycota; Glomeromycetes; Diversisporales; Gigasporaceae
Source: the annotation of a GenBank genome assembly
AACAUGUACUAUCACUGAUAUUAGUUCUGCAACAGUAACAUCCACUAUAACCUGUUCAACAGGAACACCUACCUUGAGCGCUUGCCCUGAUAACGAACAGGUGCCUGAUGAUUGCGAUAAAUGCGAACAAACAACAACAGUAACUUGCACACCUACUACGACCGUUUGUGCACCUACAUGUGUUCCCGAUGGAGGUCCAUGUGAUCUUGGUAAUCCAGGAGCAUGUUGCAGUCUAACUUGCUGUAAUUUUAAUCCUCCAGCUCAUCCUACUUGCUGUUUAUGA